This is a messenger RNA of Cydia fagiglandana, 920 nucleotides long. Its product is annotated as sulfotransferase 1C3-like. Gene Ontology annotation, biological process: sulfation. The transcript is spliced from 6 exons. NCBI's taxonomy places the organism in Eukaryota, Metazoa, Arthropoda, Insecta, Lepidoptera, Tortricidae. The record is from RefSeq and is a predicted model, not a curated record. The coding region runs from base 93 to 920 and encodes 275 amino acids. Gene Ontology annotation, cellular component: cytoplasm. Gene Ontology annotation, molecular function: sulfotransferase activity.
UUCCAGGCAAACCUAACGGAUUUCGUCGAUUUGGAGAGGACGGAGUUGUGCUUCCGAAGAGUUAUGAAGACCAUGCUGAUGCCGUCCGAGCCAUGGAAGUCAGGCCUGAUGACGUGUGGCUCGUCACAUACCCGAGAUCUGGCACAACGAUGACCUGCGAGAUAUUGUGGCUGAUGAUGAAUAAUCUGGAUUACGAAAAGGCAGCAAAAACACACAUGUUUCACCGACGUCAUUUUCUGGAAUUUUUCACGUUUCUCCAUGAGCAAACUCAAGACUUGGACACAUAUCCAUCUCUCCACGACUUUCCCAUAGGUUACCGUCUCGCUGCCUCUGCCCCCUCCCCCCGACUAGUCGUCACCCACCUCCCCCUAUCUCUCCUUCCACCCAAGGUCCUGGAUGUGGCGAGGGUAAUGUUCGUGGCCCGGGACCCGAGGGAUGUGGCUGUGUCAUGGUAUCAUUUGCUGAGGAUGUACAAGUGUUUCGAUUUCGUGGGGGAUUUUAAGGAGUUCUGGAAACUUUUUAUGGAAGAUUCGAUUUUGUUCACACCAUUCUUCCCGAGAUUAAAGGAGACUUGGGAGCUGCGCAACCAUCCGAAAAUGCUGUUUUUGUUUUACGAAGACAUGAUAAAGGACAAACCCGGCACCUUAAAGAAGAUAUCCUCUUUCUGCGGCAAGCAGUACUCUCAAGAGCAGCUCCUGGCACUUGCUGAUCAUCUGUCUAUAGACGUGUUCAGGCAAAACCAGUCGGUUCAGUCUGUGCUGGAAACCAUUCCAGGGAUGAAGAAUGAAGGCGGAGAGGGGUUCAUUAGGAAAGGUAAAUCAGGUGGUUGGCGAGAUUACUUCGACGAAGAAAUGCGGCUGCAGGCUGAAACGUGGAUCCAGAGCAAUCUAGCUGGAACGGACAUAACUUUUGCGUUCUAA